Malus domestica (apple) is the source of this 759-nucleotide messenger RNA. The record is from RefSeq and is a predicted model, not a curated record. NCBI's taxonomy places the organism in Eukaryota, Viridiplantae, Streptophyta, Magnoliopsida, Rosales, Rosaceae.
AUGUCAAGUGGAGCAGCGUUCCUGAACACAUGGGAUCCCGUUCCAUUGACACUUCCUGCCUACUCCCCCCUCUCACUAUUGCUCACCACUUCAUGCCGCUUUAUCUCCAUAAUCACUCACAAUCAUCGCAAACAACCUCAAACCAACAAAUCCAUUUUCGCAAUUUCUCUCAAAAUCGUUGUUUCUCUCUCGCUGACCGCUUCAUCAUCAACAAAUCUCAACCGCAGCCGUACUACAAACCCAUCUGGACAGAAAACCCAUGAAGAAAUCUUGGUCGUCGGCCAACAAUCGGACUGCAACGUCAUCUUGACUCACCCCAGCAUUAGCAGAUUCCAACUUCAAACCCUCUCCGACCCUUUUACCCAAAAGCUCUCUCACCGAUUUGUCAUCAGAUUUUGCGACAGCGGUUGCAUGGGAGACAAGGAAGCCGUUGGUGAUGGAGAGGGUGAAGGUUGCUCCACUUAAGGCCAUGGAAAUAAGGAUAAAGGUCAAAUAUACCUCAGUUUAUCACACUAAACUUUACUUUUGCCAAGGUCAGCAAUAAUAGCUACUACAUACAUAUAAUAUACAUAAUACACACACACAUAUAUGAUUUUAUAUGAUUAACCUUUGAGAAUUGCAGAUUUGUAAACUAUGAGUAUAGUUUUCCAGGCACAUUUACUGUCACAUCUCGACCUGGGCCCCUAUCACAUCCCAGGCUCGACUCCGUUGUAGCACGAUAUUGUCUGCUUUGGUCCCUGACCAUGCCCUCACGGUUUU